UACUUCUGGACGAAUUAUUUCCUGAACCUAAUUAUUCGCGGCGCUCGGUCCCACUUCGCGGCAGAAGAACACCGCCGCCGCCGCCGCCGCCGUCACAGGAAUUCCCUGCCAUGGAGGGCGUUGGCGCGCGGUUAGGGCGCUCGUCGGCCCGUUACGGCCCCGCGAUGACGUUCACCGGGCCCGUUAGGAAGUGGCGGAAGGAAUGGGUCACCAUCUCCGCCGCCACGGCCACGGCCACCUCCGCCGCGGCCUCCUCAACCGGGACUGGAUCUCGUGGAAAUAACCUCAUCCUGUUCAAGUGGACCCCGCUGAACGGCGCCAACGAAGGAGAUGAGGAGCAGACGGCACCGGCGAAGACGGCCACGAGAAGGCGGCGGUACGUGCCGGUUUCUGUAGUUCAAGAUCAAAGGCAAGAAUCUGCCAAAUCUGAUGAUGAGAACAAGGCUAAUGAUGGAGAACCUUCAUCUACGGAAACUGAGCAGUCUAUUGGGAAAACUAAUAUGGAUGAUAUACUUAUGGAUGAGUCCCAGGCAUCAGACGAGGUUCGAGAUUCUGGAAAUUUCGUUGGUGGAACCGAUAUAAAUCUGAACUUAGGUCCAAAAGACCCCGACCGUGAAGAUGAAGGUGAUACAGGUGAGCAACACGAGGUUCGAACAGAACACAGAUUGAAGAGGAAAUCUGUUACCCCUGACCUCGAGAUGAGAAUGUAACAGGCAGCUUCAUUUAUUCCUUGGUUUCUUUAUUAUUACAGUUUCCCUUUUUGGGCCAUUUAUGUAAUUUUCUUGACAUACUGUAUACGUGGAGAGACAAGUCAACAGAAUCACAACUACAUAGUGAAACGCCUGCGUUGUGUUGCCAAAUAACGUUAAUGAAACUUUUCUUUCGUUUCGCAAA
Molecule: messenger RNA, 894 nt
Organism: Aegilops tauschii subsp. strangulata
Lineage: Eukaryota; Viridiplantae; Streptophyta; Magnoliopsida; Poales; Poaceae
Source: RefSeq, a predicted model, not a curated record